AUGUCAAUCAUAAAUUAAGAACUUUUACAAAAAGUUAUAUAGCUAAUAAACAGUUAACCCUCCAUUUAUUAGUAAUUGAAUUCAACAGAACUUGAUAAGGGAAUAGAUCUUAUUGAUAUCUAUUCUGUUUAUGGAGAUGUAGAUUAAAAUAUAUAUGAAGAACCAGGCGAAAUUCAGUUUAAUUUUGAAAUGGAAUAAGAGUAGCCAUACGAAGAAGUCAAGGAAAGUAUUCCUUUAUAGAAUACUAAAAAAUCACAAAUCACUUUGGAUUAAAUUAAAAAUUAUGAUAAAUGCGAUUAAGUAUAUAGAACUAUAGCAGAAACUUAAGGGGAACUUGAAGUAUUUUUAGAUAGGAAUCAAGAUAUAUACCGUUCUUUUAAAAUUUGGAGUGAUUAAUUAAACUAUGGAGAACUUUAUUCAAAGGAUCCAAAGUAUAUUGAGAAAAUUAAAUUUACAUUGAUACUUGUAAUUAUAAUUAUAUAAUAAAUAGUUAUCAGAAUGGUUAGUGGCUGUGUGUUAUAAAUAAUAAGUAAAAAAAAGGAUUUUAAUCUAAACUUAAACUUAGCCAAGAAUUUAAUAUAAAGCGAAUAUUUUUUUGGAAUAUAUUUAUGAGCCAAAGAAAUUAAGUGAAAACAGAAGAACAAAUGAAGUAAGAAGAUAAACUGUUCAUGAAAUUUUACUGGCUGCAACUCCAGAUAUGGCAUAUGUUCUUUCUGAAGGUUUUAUCAUUUCAAAAUUAACUAAUUAAUUGAUUGCUCCUAUUUAAGGAGGAUUUUGUAGAAUAAAAGAUUGGCUCAUAGCAGUUAGGGGAGUAACAAACUUAAAUAUGAAAGAAUUUUAGGAAUUGUUAAAAAUUAGUAGAGAAUAUUUUUCUGAAUAAAGAACUAUUUGA
Messenger RNA from Paramecium pentaurelia, 892 nucleotides. NCBI's taxonomy places the organism in Eukaryota, Ciliophora, Oligohymenophorea, Peniculida, Parameciidae. The record is from the annotation of a GenBank genome assembly.